Messenger RNA from Brassica napus (rape), 5380 nucleotides. RefSeq lists its product as uncharacterized. The coding region runs from base 839 to 1930 and encodes 363 amino acids. The transcript has 3 exons. NCBI's taxonomy places the organism in Eukaryota, Viridiplantae, Streptophyta, Magnoliopsida, Brassicales, Brassicaceae. Gene Ontology annotation, molecular function: nucleic acid binding. The record is from RefSeq and is a predicted model, not a curated record.
CUCAGGAACUCGCCACGGCCUUAACGAAACUACACCUCUGUGCGACGACCGUGAACGAGGAGGGCGCCGGGUUAGAGGUUGUGGAACAAGCUGACCUACUGAGUCGAAUCAGUAAGGCCCAGGAAACGGACUCCACACUCCAAGGGAUGGUCGACAAGGAGGUGAGCGGGUACCGUACGGCUGGGAAUGGUACUAUCCUGUUUAAAGGCCGAGUGUGCGUACCACAGGGAGGGAACUUGAGGGACGAAUUACUGGCACAGGCUCAUCAAUCACGGUUCGCAAUUCACCCGGGACGGACAAAAAUGUACCAAGAUCUGAAGCGGUACUAUCACUGGGAAGGAAUGAAGAGAGAUGUCGCCUUGUGGAUAGCCCGGUGUCAGACCUGUCAGCUGGUUAAGGCGGAGCGCGGAGUUCCAGGAGGACUGCUGCAGGAGUUACCCUUACCACAAUGGAAAUGGGAUAUGGUGACAAUGGAUUUCGUCACGGGGCUACCACGGACCACGAGAAACUACUAAAAUGACCAAAAUAAUGGACCACGAGUUACCCUUACCACAAUGGAAAUGGGAUAUGGGUGAUAGUAGACCACCUGACAAAGACGGCUCAUUUCCUACCUAUACGAACCACCGAUAAGACUGAGGACUUAGCUCGAGAGUACCUGAACACCAUAGUGAAGUUGCAUAGGGUACCGGUAAGCAUAGUAUCCGACCGGGACCCGAAGUUUACCUCAACAUUCUGGCAGGCGUUUCAAAGAGCGUUGGGAACCAAGGUUCGCCUUAGCAACGCGUAUCACCCACAGACGGAUGGACAAUCCGAGAGGACCAUCCAAACACUUGAAGAUAUGUUGAGGGCGAGUGUUUUGGAAUGGGGAGGUAAAUGGAGCGAAUAUCUACCAUUGGUGGAGUUCUCAUAUAACAACAGCUACCAUGCGAGCAUUGAAAUGUCCCCGUAUGAAGCAUUGUAUGGGCGACCCUGUAGGACCCCCUUAUGUUGGACCGAAGUGGGGGAGGAACGAGAUAUGACCCCCGAACUAGUUGGAGAAACGAUCAAGCAAGUAGAACUCCUCAGAGACAGAUUGAAAACAGCACACGAUCGCCAGAAGAGUUACGCCGACAAACACCGGAAGAAACUAGAGUUUGCAGUUGGGGAUGAGGUGUACUUGAAAAUGAGAACCUCUCGAGGGAAUGACCCAAACCGAAAGUUGAAAAAGUUGAGACCCAGAUACAUGGGCCCAUACGUGAUAAAGGAGAGGAUUGGUGCAGUCGCGUAUCGGCUGGUCCUACCGCCGGAACUAUCAGAUUUCCAUGACGUGUUUCACAUCUCCGUGCUACGGAAGGUUGUAAGGGAGCCUGAGCUGAUCUUGCCGCAUCCGCCUACGGAUGCGCAACGUAACUUGACCUUGGUUAGCAAACCCAUAAAGAUUGUGGAGGAAAAGGAAGUAAAUAACCGGGGACGAAAGGAAAAGAUGGUUCUCGUACGUUGGGAGAGGGAUGGAAUCCACGAGGAUGUGUGGGAACAUGAGUCGCAUUUGAAGGUUAACUACCCCGGGAUUUUUGGAAACGCGGAACGGGACCAGGAGGAGGUCCAGAAUUCGGGGACGAAUCCUUUUCUAGUGGGGGAGAAUUGUAACAUCUCGGGCCCGGCCCAAAAGGAAACUCAAGUGCAGGAGGCCCAAGGAGAAGAAACCCUAGACAUAACCCCUCCCAUUGCUUAUAAAAGGAGAAGUUUCCCUAGGGUUCAGCCACAAGAGAGACAGCAAGCGAAGCCCUGCCUGAGCAGAACCCCGCCGCCGCCUCCGCCUCAAGCCGCCGCCGCUCCAUCUCCGGCGAAGCCAGCCGCCAGCCGCCCGCGAAGCCCUAGCCGCCGCAACCGAGCUCCUAGCCGCCGCUUCCUUGAUUCAGUUUCGUGCAAGCAACUGAAAUCUGAACCCUAAAGGUAAAACUAAGAUCUCUAGCUCUAAGUCAUUGGAAAAUGACAGAUUCUAAACCCAUCUCUCUCUUGUGUGAAUCCGAUUCUCAAAUCAGAUCUCGAGAAGUGACUGUUCCCCAAACCUAGAUCCAGAUCUACUUCUGCAAAAAGCUAAGGUGAGGACUUGGCUGUGAACUUGCCUCAUGUUGAGUAACCAAUGGGACUUAGUCCUUUGUUAAUCAGUUCUAGAUAUUGUGUGUAUGUGUGAUGUGAUAUGUGAUUGAUCUUGUCUAGACGAUAGUACGUGUUGAAAUGAUAAGAACGUAGGCAUGUUAGGGUGGUCAAGAAUAUGAUGAUAAGGUGUUGAGACGUGUUGUGAAUGAUAAGUGAAAGAUGUAAGAAUAAGUACGAAUAAGGGAUCAUAUAGAGAGUCUAAGGAAAGUAUGUGGGGUAGUAGUCCACGCUAGGUAUCCAUAGGAGAUGUGGCCAAUCCACAAGAAUAUGGAAGCACCCAUAGGAGAUGUGGCCAAUCCACAAGAAUAUGGGGUAGAAGCCUAGUUGGGGCUACCCACUGAUGAAAAGGACGAAAAGAUGAAAAGGAUGUGCAUUGUAGGGUCUUUAGUUCAUGUCGGGUAGUAUGGGUUUCUGUGUAAUAGAUCUUAUUAGCUCAUGACUUGUGAUUGUUUGCUCUUCCUGAGUUGAGCUCGUGGGUUCCUAGAACCUACCCUCACUAAGUAUUAUGUACUCACCCCCUCUUUUUACAGGUAGGGCCGAGAGGGAGCGGGAGUAGAUGUCCGUAUGGUGCAAGUGUUUUCUCGAGUCUUUCAUUUAUGACUCAUUUCUUUCAACCAUUUCUUCUUAAGUUUUUAUUCGACAUUUCAGUUUUGUUGAGUUUGGUUUUAUGAAAGACAAUUUGAGUUUUAAUAAGAGUUUUUGAACGAAAAGGUUUGGGAUAAAGCAUUUGAUAAGGUUCAUCGGGCCAAGGCCGUUACAAGAGAGAUCAGUUUAGAAUUGUGCAUUGGAUAAUUCAAUUACUUACUCUUCUUUUUUUGCAGGUUUGUUGGGAAAGUUUUAAAAGUGUAAUUCUUGCUGUGGUGCCAAACUUUUGGGAAAUAUGGAUCCAAGGACAUGGUAUUGCAAAAACAAUUGUAACUUGUAAAAAAAAUUGCUAAAAUCUUAUUAUAAGUACUUGAACUUUGUAAAUUCUGUAAAAUUUGAAUUCCCACGUUUCCAAUCCUCUAGUCCAAAAAUCUGAACUAAUUGUGUAAUUUGGAAUAGUAAAUACUAUAGUGCAAGAAUUAUUCCGAUGCGGUACAGUUAAUUCAAUCGAAUGCCAAAAGGUGGAAGACGCCGUUAAAAAGAACCGCGUCACCGUCGAUACAGUUCUUAACGUCGCGUCAGAAAUUAACGGAGUUUACACAGCACAGCGCCUUUGCAAACUAGUUUUAUAUAAACAUCUCCCAUCAUCUCUCUGAUCUCUCAGUCUCGUCUCCCAUUUGUUUCACAGAGGAGAGAACAGCUUCAGAAAUAGCCUACAAUGGUGGUCGCUAGAACUCUGUUUUCAGUCUCAGCAAUUCUGAUCAUAAUUAUAACACUCUUUGUCCAUGUAAAUGCAGUUCAAGAAACAGGGGAAUUGAAAACUGAGAGUUCAAGAAAUACAUUAUUGGCGGAUUAUGAAUCGCAUGAACACGCCGUUAAAGACCCAGAAGGAAUAGCCGCCAUGAUCGAUAUGUGAGUCUCUCUCUCAGUAAAAAUAGUAUUAUAUUAGAGAAAUUGCAUCUCCUAAACGCAAAUAAUAUCUAUAUUUGCAUGGAUGGAAAUUCAGCUUUUUGGCUGAGCUAUUUUUUCAAAAUAGCAAUUUUACUCCUAGAUUAGCUAGUGCAACCUAAAGCUUCUUCUCAUUACACAUCACCCUAUAGCACGUGCGUGAUACAACCUGUUAGGAGAGAGGGUGAAUUCUCUAAAUAAAUUCUUCAAUAUACUUCUCGGUCUUGUAUUGAUCUUAUUCUUUUUUAUUCAACCCUCUGCAACUUUUUUUUGUCCGAAACACUUUUCUUUUUGAAAUACUACAACUUUUAUUUCAAAAACUAGAUUUUCAUCUUAGGAGAAUCCCACGAAACCGUAUUCAUUAUUCACCUAAAGAGAUCUAUUUAGCUCUGAUACCAAUGAUAAGAUCCAAGGAGGAUCUGAUCGUGUAACAAGAAAGGAUGGGAAUAACAGAAGAAAGAGAUAAGGGAAAGAGAGAGAGGAUAAGAUAAGAGAUAGAAUUUGUUGAUUAAUUAUUUGAUAAUGAUAAGCUUGGUGAAAGCUUAUCUGUUAAGUGACAGAAAGGGGAGAAGUUUGAGGAAGAACAAAGGUAUAAGAGAAGAUAGAGAGGAAGAAAUCAGGGAUUGAACCCGUUAUUUGAUUAAUGAUCGUUGUUUUUGGUACAAUACAGAUGACUUAAAUAGAGUGAUAAAAAGACUAAUAAAAGGUUUAUUGACUUGAUAACUUCCGAAGCCCAAUAACCAUCUCCCGAAGCCCAUUAAUGCUUAUCAGAGAAUCCCACGAAACCGUAUUCAUUAUUCACCUAAAGAGAUCUAUUAGCCCAAUCGCUUAGUAUGUUAUCUCUUCUCUUUAUAGCUUUCACUAUAUCUCUCCGCCUCCUCCGCUCUCGAUUGAUUUCGUAAUCCCGUCAUUACCACAGCCGUCUGAUCUGCUUCUGCUUUCCAGGGUUUUCUUGUGAUCUCCGGAGUGCCUUAGUACGGAGGGUACGGUUCAGGUUAUAGUUCUGUAGGUCGCUCAUGUUUCUCAUACGGUUUCUAGGGCUUCGAUUGGAGAUGGUGAUAUUGACAAAACGAGGGAGUGGCGUAGGCUUCGGCGCAGAAGAAGCAUUGUUCUCUUCAGAGACAAGCUGCUGUUAAUGGCAGCUGAGGAUUACGAUUGAAUGUUUGAAUCUUGUGUCAAUGAGGUAGCUUUCAAUAGCAAUUGCAUUGACUAAUACUACUGUGAGGAGAAUGAUAUGAAGAAUCGGUUUUGUUUGGUCGUGUACGACACAAGAAUCUCGUUAGGCUUAUAGCUUAUUGCAUUGAAGGGGCAUACAUGUACUAAAUGCUGCUGCUGCUGCUAAUAAUCCUCUCUUUUUAAUGGUUGAAAUCAGAAAAUAGCAAUGUUGUGAUCUAAUAUCGAGUUCCCUACAACAGAUGCUUGUGUAUGACGUUGUCGAUAAUGGUAAUUUGGAGCAAUGUAUCUAUCAUCUAAACAGCAACUCAUAGGAAAAAGGGAAAAAUAAGGUCCAAACUCCAACAGAGGAGAAAGACACUCCAAAUUUUAUUAUCUGGCUAUAAGCUCUCAUUUCCAUUCCUUAUUUAAUUUAACUUUGUAUUUUUUUUUGUGGCACUAGCAGUAAUUUUACAAAUUAAGCUCAAUUCAUCAACAAUUUUUGUAAUGUAACACGAAACAAAAAUAUGUUUUAAUGAACAUAAUGUCUGGAUAA